AUGUCGGCAUCUGAUUCUAGUGCAGCGCUUCUCAGUGCCAAGGGUUCGGCUGAUUCCUACACGAGUAGACCCUCGGACUCCGACCUGUCCCUGGAGGAGGAUAAGGAGGCGUCUCGGCGGGAAGCCGAGCGCCAGGCCGUGCUGCAGCUCGAGAGAGCCAAGUCCAAACCUGUGGCUUUUGCAGUGAAAACUAACGUGAGCUACUGUGGGGCUCUCGAUGAGGACUGUCCUGUGCAGGGCGCUGCCAUCAACUUUGAAGCCAAAGACUUUCUCCACAUCAAAGAGAAGUACAACAAUGACUGGUGGGUCGGACGGCUAGUAAAGGAGGGGGCUGACAUCAGCUUCAUCCCGAGUCCAGCCAAACUGGAGGCCAUGCGUGUCAAACAAGAGCUGAAAGCUGCACAGAGGAAAGCAGGAGGGAAUGCACAGUCAGGAGGCUGGAGGUCAACUCCUCCUUCAUCUGCUAAACAGAAGCAAAAGCAGACAGAGCAUGUUCCACCAUAUGAUGUCGUACCCUCCAUGAGGCCGGUUGUGCUGGUUGGACCCUCACUGAAAGGCUAUGAGGUGACAGAUAUGAUGCAGAAAGCACUGUUUGAUUUCCUAAAGCACAGGUUUGAUGGAAGAAUCUCUAUCACACGAGUGACUGCAGAUCUGUCUCUAGCCAAAAGGUCUGUGCUCAAUAAGAAAGCCCUUGUGGAGAGAUCCAACACACGCUCCAGCUUAGCUGAGGUCCAGAGUGAAAUAGAGAGGAUAUUUGAGCUGGCAAAGUCCUUGCAGUUGGUGGUACUAGACGCAGACACCAUUAACCACCCAGCACAACUGACAAAGACGUCCCUCGCUCCCAUCAUCGUGUAUGUCAAAGUGUCGUCGCCAAAGGUUCUCCAAAGACUCAUCAAAUCCAGGGGAAAGUCUCAAAGCAAGCACCUAAAUGUACAGAUGAUGGCAGGAGAUAAACUCGCCCAGUGUCCACCAGAAAUGUUUGAUGUCAUUCUGGAUGAGAAUCAGCUGGAGGAUGCGUGUGAACACUUGGCCGAGUACCUGGACAUCUACUGGCGUGCAACUCACCUGCCAGGCUCCGCCCCUGCAAACCCCAUAUUGGAGCAAAAGGUGGUAACCCCACCCUCAGGCAACUCCAGCCAACAGUUCUCUGAGACACAGGAAUUGAUUGAAUGAGUGCUGUCAAAGCUCUGGCUUACAGUACAAGUGGUGGAAAGUUCCAGAGCCUCCCUCAGUCUAUCUCUCAGAGGUCAGCCCCUCUCGGCCCCUGAGUGGAGCAGCUGCCCCCUGAGGGGGAGGAGGAUGGAGAAAUGAGGAAGAGGAUGAACUCCACCAUACUGGGCACACAGGAGGCACCACUUCGACCGCAACUAGCACAGGCCUGCGUGCCCUGUCUCCACGUCUCAGGACCGCUCCACUGCAGCACAACUUACACACACAUUUGCAACACAAUACCUGGCAGCACACACUUGAGAGCCCUAUUCGGAUAGGAUUAAUUCUACAUGGGCCGUCAAUUCUUUGCAGGUGCUACUCAAUGAUAUUAUUUUUUUUCCAGAUCGGCAGUGUUAGUGUAUUUCUCAAUCCUCCCCUGAGAAAAUCCCAGCCAAAUGAUCACUGGUCUGAUCAUUUUAGUGCUGCCCAAAUAGACAUUUCUGCAGUUUGAUCUUCCAUCCAUCCAUCCAUCUUCUAUACCGCUUUAUCCUUUUCAGGGUCACGGGGAAACCUGGAGCCUAUCCCAGGAAGCAUCUGGCACAAGGCGGGGUACACCCUGGACAGGGUGCCAAUCUAUCGCAGGGCACACAAUCACAUACACAUUCACACACCCAUUCAUACACUACGGACACUUUGGACAUGCCAAUCAGCCUACCAUGCAUGUCUUUGCAUGACUGGAGGAGGAAACCGGAGUACUCAGAGGAAACCCCCACAGCACGGAGAGAACAUGCCAACUCCGCACACAGCCGAACGUGCUAACUACUAAACCACUUGUACACACUCCUGCAUGUGGUUAGUCUUCUAUGCGCAGACCCACCUCUAGCAGUCCCAAUUAAUGGAGACCAUUGGACAGGUUUACCCCCAAAAUAUUUCAGUCUUCACUAGUAGCCCGUUAGAAGUGUAAUGACACAGACUGAUUCAAUUGCAUAUCAUAAUGAAAGCUAUAAAGCUUCACUUCAUUUUCAUGCCAGUAUAUCAUGAUUGCAAUUUAUAUUAAUACCUCAACUUUAUAACUAUUGGUAAAAAUCCUCUACUGCCACUGUCAUAUAUGGCAUCCCUCAAGGACCAGUCCUUGGUUCCCUUCUUUUCACCAUAUACAGUAUAUUCCUUUCCUUAACCAGAUCAUCUGCAGACAUGGUCUUAGCUUUCAUAGUUACACAGACAGAGAUUUAUCUCAGUACAAGGUCCACCACAGCUCUUCCUCCCACCUCUUUAACUGAAUGUAUUCAUGAUUACAUGAUAUAUAAAAUCAUAAACGGACACCAUCUUCCUUAAAUUAAACCCUGGCAAGACUAAAAUCUCGUCGCUCCUAAAUCUCGUCUCUAAAACUACUCAAUUUUCAUUCGACAUUGAUGGCACUGUUAAACCUUUUACAAAUCUCGAACAAUAUUUGACAACACACUUUGAACUUCAUUAGGUCACUCACGAAAGUCCUAUUUCUCACUUACAAAGCACUAAAUGGCCUCGCCCUGCCUCAACUGAGCUUCUACAGCCCUAAACCCCUGCCCAGACUCUCAACUCCAGCAAUACUAGUUUGCUAGUAGUGCCCAAGACCUCUCAUUUUAAAUGUUUGCUUAAAUCAUUUCUUUCUUCUACAACAUUUUCCCUUCCCCAAUAGGAUUUGCUUUCUCUUUUUUUUAAUGGUUUAAUACAUAGAUGUUUGUGCAGCGACCUUGAGUGUUAGAAAGAUGCUAUAUGAAAGGGAAAGCUUUCUUCCUCUUCUUAUUCUUAUUCAUCUUCUUAUUCUUAUUAUUAUUAUUCAUGAUCCAGUAAUGUGAUCAUAUUGCCAUUUAUACAUGGGAAACAAACCAUGCUUCCAACAUUAAUUCACAGUCAUCCAGAUGCAAAUGUUUUCACGAAGGAGGCAUACAAAUAUUUUAUUACAGACAUUAACCUGAGAAACCCAUGCCAUCCGAAUAGGGCUAUUCAAACAACACACAUUCACAUACAAACAACCACACACAUAACCGCAUAUACACAAAUACACACAUUUUCAUCACAGUACCAGUGAGGACACAUUCGCAUACACACAACAGCCAAAACACACACACACACACACACACACACACACACACACACACACACACACACACACACACACACACACACUCCUAGUCUGAAUGGUCACACUGAGAGCUGGAUUGAGAGCCACAGGGCUUUUCCCAGCUCCUGGGUGAAACCUUCUGUCAGCUGAUCUCUGCCAACCUGCCACUGCUCUCUGUGGUGAAGUUGGCACUGGCAUCAGAGGGUCACCACAUUUUCCCACAGAGAGGAGAGCCUAUCACAUCCUCUUACUGCACUGCCGAUCUGGUCAAACACACACACAAACACACACACACACACAAACACACACACACACACACACACACACACACACACACACACACACACACACACACACACACACACACAUCACCUCCUGCCCAGCUACUGCCCUGCUGCUCGCCCAGGCCAUCUUCCUGCUCACUAUAAUUUAUUUAUGUGCUGAAAUUGCCCAACACAACUGGCUCAUCAAUAAUAAUUUAUAAACCUGUAUUUAUUCAGCACAUCUGCAGAGAGGAUACAGCAGUGAUAAGAACUCAAUCAGUCAUUGUCUUUGUCCCAGAAUCAUUUAUGUAAGAAUUUACGUUAGCAGAAGCCUCCAAUUCUCCAAUAUAUGAUAUAAUUUUAUACACAUAAAUACAUACAAUAUCUGAAUCUGAGAAUGAGCUAGAAAGACCCAUUUAAGCAAGAAAAGUCCAUUCCUUUUUCUCUCUCUUCCAUGCAAAGAGGCCAUCCAUUAUUAGUUAUUUUGCUAUUUUACAUCAUCUUAACCUAAGAUUGAAGUAUGUGGAGCAGCAUAGUUUAAAAAAAAAUUGAAAAAAAAAAUUAACUUAUAGAGGCGAAUUGGUCAAAUGAAAACAUCUAAAGAUGUGACAACUUUUAAAUAAUAACGCAGCAAUGGGAAAGAAUUGUCUCAGCAAUCAUCUGGUUGUUGAAUGAACCACCCUGAACUUAUGCUAGCCAGCUAAUGGGAACUACAUCUUUGGCAUUAAAAUCCAAUCUAAUUCAAUUCAAGUCAACUUCUCUGUCAUACGUAUGCUCAGGUUUACAGUAUAAAUUAAAUGAUUUUUGGCUAGAUGUGUUAACACACUAGCACAUUCAAAGAAGAAAAUAGAUAUAAACAACAUUAAGCACCGGAAUAUACGCAUUAUAUACACGAUCAUUAGUUAUAUAGUGGCAGUGAAAAUGUUGCUAUAUAUCUAAGUAAUAAGCUUAGUGUGUGUCUAUGCGAGUAUCUGUACUUUAGAGUUUUUAAAUAUAUUAAUAUGAAAUUCUUCUCCUUGUAGACAUUUAAGUACACGUACAUUACUCAUGAUUUGGCUCUAGGGCAAGUAGCCCUACAAGGCUGUAGUGAGUAAUGAAACCAAUUGCAUUCCAAAUCUUUUUACUUUCAAAUGUUUCACCAAUCUUUUAAUAACCAGCAACCCUUUACUCUCCAAGCAAAGCAUCCAUGUAUUGGUAAAUUUGGUAAUUAGUUGUUUCCCCCAGUUAAUAACAAACCAAAUGCAUGACAUAAAUGGACCUUCUCCUACCCAGACACCCUAAAGGAUAGAAGAUGAGGUGGAGGAAAGACUCCAAACUGGCUCUAUUAAAAGCCAGUAAAAUGAUAUGCUCUGGGUGACUAGCAUUUGAAAUUAUCCCAGAUCUGUUUUAAUUUGAAAAGCAUAUUAACAUCAGUUCUUUAGAAAGACAUUUGAAGUGGCAGGCAGGGGGUGUUAGAGACUUGAGCAGGAUGAAAUGUGGUUGGGAGGGCCACACAGCCUACCUCGUCUAGUGUAAAAGGUGCCAAAUGAAUUUCAAUGGAUUUUUACUUGAUGACAAACAGAGAGAAAAAAGUGUGAGAGAGAACAAACACAUUAGUGAUGCCAGUGGAUGGUUAACUGACAGGCCAGUUUAUAGUAAAAGGGUCACCACUGACUGUAGAGUUCAGGGUGCCUGUGGCUCUACAAGUUGAAAAGUUUAGCUCAGCUGGGACAUGGACAGAGCUGAGGGUACUGAGUGCAAAAACUCCUGUGUGAAGGGGAAAGAGCGUGAGGAUGGGUGGCCAAGGUAUUGUUGUCCAUUGUACAUACAGUAUGAGGAUAUUAAAACCAUUGAAAGUGGUAUUUGGUGGAACUAGACUGAGCUGGAAUGAUGGACAUGUUGAACAUCUCUCACUUUAGCACUGCUGCUGCUGAGGCUCACAUCCUGUAGGGCAGAGCUGCGGGAGGCUACAGAUGGCCCUUCAAGUGAGCUGGUACUCUGAGCCAGGAAUCGCUGCUUGCUCUUGGGAUUUGAUGAGAACUACAAGAAGUUUGGGCUGCUCUGUGGAAAUCCAGUCAAAUGCUUUCAUUUCAUUGUUUCUGAUCCUGAGGUAUUCACUCUGCACUGGUCUAUAGAAACACUCUGGAAGAAGUGUGCAGGACUGACGAAGUGCUUUGCUGGCACUUUGCGUAGGUUCUUCUCCAUUUUCGAAAUCUCAGCAGAAAUAUUUUAGCUCUGUUGGCCUGCAUUGUAAGGAGGUUGCACACUGUUUAUACAUGUCUGAGAUUUAUCCAUAAGGUUUUACAGGUUUUUGUGUUCUUCAAGAAGUUGACAUUGAGUGGAUGGAACUGAGAAUCUUCUUGGCCUCCUGGUGUCACUUGUGGAGCUGAAGUACCUGUCUCAAGUUGUGCAGCAGAACUUAUGUCUUGUCCAGAAAUUUUUGAGUCUUCCAAGGUACUUCUCCAGGAGCUGUUGCAAUUUCUGAUAUUGCUGGCACACCUCCACUUUCAGCUGAUCCACCUUAUCCUCCACCUGUCAUUUGUCUGAUCCCAGCUUGUACAACAGCUCUUUGAUGUCUUGCACUUAAUCAUUGAUACUUCAUCAGCAUGUGCCUUAUGUCAUAUGCCUUAUGUUCUGAUGCAAUUCCACGUCACAGACACCAAAGCCUUGGCUGACUGCACAACUGGAUAAGCAGCAGUACUGGCACAUGGUCACCUGCUCAGUCUCACAGUGAUGCAUGCAUGGCCUCUACAUCUAUCAGCAGAUGCCUUGAAUUUGUUGGCUGAAGGUGCUUUUUAGUGUGUGAUGGGCAACAGGGUGCUUUGUCCUCAUCUACAAAUGAUGGCUAGUUCUUUUUUUUUUUUUUUUGUUCUUCAUAGCAUUGAACUUCUCUAAUAUCUUGUUUGGGUGGUUUUAGUUUGAUGUUUGUCUAAAGACUGAGCCUGUUUGUAGGCCUGAGAAUACUCUGGACACCUUUGGCUCAGAACUCGUAGCUGCAUGGGGUCCACGAACACAUCCAGAUAUAUGAAGCAGAUGAGCUCCUCCUCAGAACAAUUCUUCUAGGCCUCAGCAAUCUCAGCUGUCUCGGUAGAAGAUAUACAGGCCAGUUUUAUGUUAUAGGCUUUUAAACUAUUUAAAAUAUGUCACUAGUAAUUCGGCAUGCCGUUUCAAUUAUUCUCAUACUCCACUUAUAAAACUAAAUAAGCGGCAUAAUAAAUAACUGCAUAAAUAACUGUUGAUAAACCUCCAUGGACGGGUUUAUGGAGCGUCUCUUCCACCCAUGUUCAAUCAAAUUCCGCAGCCAAGCCAGAAAUCAGGGAUCUGAAUGGUGCAAUCAGAUAACAAUGGACAUGUUAUUGAAAACCUGUGGUGCUUUAUAAAAAACUAAACUGGAGUUCUAAUUCUACGAUAUGAGAUGCCGCUCAUAUUGGCUCUCCAUCAAGAAACAUUAUUUUGGCUAUGAGAGUGCUUGUUAUAUGAGACAACAACUGCAGUGAUUAUUACGCUGAUAUCCCAGGCAAUUUUGUAGACCAUUGGGGGGGGGGGGCAGUAUAGCACAUAAUAAAUAGCCAAAACAUUAUUGUACACAUUUAUAUAAUGAGCCGCUAUUUGAAUAAUUGGAUCAUGAUCAGUGAAGGUCACUGAAAUUUAUUUUACAGUUUAAAGCGAUCCCAUUUUGGGAACGCUUGCACCAAUCUAACCUUUUAAAAAGUAUUAUUUUGCUAUCUGUCAUUGUUAAACGUUAAAGUGUUUUCCAAAAUAUAUUGCCUUUCCAUUGGGACGUUCUAAAAUGCGUAAUGUGAAAAAAGCUUAACAUGGCUUCAUGUACCAAAACAACGUUCAUGUGACAUAAAAUCUCUCAUGGACUUUCGUUGUCAUAAACACUAUCCACUUCCCAAAGGACAAAACAGUCAUCAAAAUAGAGAACACAAUCAUUUUCACAAACGUCUGUGCAGGUUUAAGCAAACGUCCAAAGGUAGAAUGUCUUCCUACAGCUACACAACUGUGUUGUGUGAAGAAAACUAAAUUGCGAUAUUGAAAUAAUGGAAUUAAUAGAGAAAAAAAAUCUAUAUAAUAAUGCAUGGCCUCUCUGUACUUUCUGGUUUUCAUUGAUUAUUCAGAACAGUAAAUAUAACCUUUAUUGCUCAAUGAGUAAUAAAGGUGAAAUAUAGUACAACUUUAUACUUCUAAUGUGGCAUUAUUAUACACAGUGACCCAUUUAUUGGUCACUGUGGAUUUCUAGUAAGAAUGAGGCAAUAGGAGACCCAUUUAAAGGAAUAGUGGCAACACAUUACAACACUGUUCAGUUACUCUAAGCAGAAAUGAAUGAGUAGUAAUAUAUUAACACCCUUGUUACUAUUAUUAACUAUUAACGAUCACUGGGUAAUUACUUAGUAAGUAAUAAUAAUGGAAUGGUUUGGUAGUCAACUGUCUGCCAAGUAAUAAUUACCGAGUAUUAUAUUUCUUCUGGAGAAAUAUAAUACUCGGUAAAAAAAUAAUUAUAAAAAAUAUAAUACUCGGAAAAUAUAACUCAUUAGUUAUCACUUUACAAUAUGCAUGUUUUUGUGAUUGAAAGUGGUGAUUAUUUAGAAGGAACGAUGACACACUUUUGCAGAAAAGAAUGAUGGGAGGUACGAACUCCAUUCUGGUGGACAUCAGAGCUUCAUCUAGAGUCUCAUUUGUAGGUCAAUGUGCAAAUACUCCAUACUGUUCCUCCUUAGUCCCAGUAAAGUUAUCACUGAGUUACUGAACAGUAUUGCAAAGUGUUACCAAAAUAGUUUAGCAAAGAUUUAUACAACGUACACAAUUCCCCCCAACCCCAUAUGAAAUAUACUAGCCAGGACUUCAUCUGCUUCUUUAGUUUUCCUCUGGUUCUACAGGAAGCUAACAAGUAAGAGAAGUCUAUCUCAAACUAAAUCUUUUCCAUAAAUACAUGCCUAAACCUUCAUAUACAUGCUUCAGAUGACAUCAUUAAGCUGAAUUAAGCUAUUUAUACCACAGCAUGGCUGAAUUCUUGAAUCAGGCAAGUGUUAAUUUAUUUGAUAUAACCUCAGCUUUGACAGUAUUUCCUGCUGUAACAUAAGUGAUAAAUUUAUAUUAAUGCGCUCUUUCUAAUGUGUUAUUCUUCCUUUAGUAAAAGCUCACACACAGGGACUUGGCUUUGCAUAAUUUAAGGCUAAUAAUAAAACGAUUUGUUGCUAUAAUAAAAACUGUGUUGCUAUUUUAAAAAGAAAAAUGUAUAGUUUUUGAUAUGAUUAAGUUUUCUGUUAUGUACCUUUUUAAGGAAGGAGUCUUCAGUAUCAGUGCUUGUAAUAGUCAGUUACACAGUCUACAGGAGAGUCUUCAGGAUAGAGGAAUUUGUGCUUUACGGUUUAUUGUUAACAUAUCAAGCUGCAUUUUUUUUUUUUUUUUUGCUUGUUUUUUUUUUAUUUUUAUUAACUUCAAGAGAGAGAAAAAGAAGAAGCUGGUGGGGAAACGCCUGUUCAUAGCUGCUAUAACAUAAGUGAUAACAUGGAUGUUCCAUAACAUUAAAUAUAAACUAUAACUAUAAAUUGUUCAAAAGCAUGAUGUGCUGUUCAAAUUAAAAUGUUUAAUUUGAUGGCGAUGUGCUGUGGUAUAAGAGGAAUAAUACACUUAUAAGAGGUAUUAGAGGCUGUGCUGUUACAGGAUAAUAAUCCACUUGGUAACAUUAUCACACCACCCCACUGUGGAUUGUUUUCCUAAAACAGCAUGGCCCAGAGUGUGUUAUUCCUUACUUAGCAUCAACACAACUUCCAGUUUAACUGGUACAACUCUGCCCUUCAAAAUUUGCUAGACUGAUGGUGAAAAAAUGAUGCCAAACUGCAUUAAGGUAAAAAUGUAUUCCUGUUAUUUAUCUGUCUAGAUUAGAGUAAGCCAUGGAAAAGAUUUUGGAUGAGGCUUACUUGCCUCAUACAAAUUUGCCUCGUAGCUCUAAUGUCGGACCUCAAACAUAUCUUAGUUGAUGAAUUCUGUAAAUUAGAGGGUUUUUUUUUUUUUUUUUAACUGAAUCAUUUUAAUACCACUGCUUAUACAUAUCAUAAUCAUUCAUCUUCAGUAAGCACUUUAUCCUGGUCAGGGUUGUGGUGGAGGCGGAACCUGUCCCAAAAUUCAUAUUCUCAAUUCUAUCAUAUUUAAAUAUCCUUCCAGUCAAGCGUUAUUGAACAAAUGGAGUUUCUUUUUUUAAUUAUUAUUAUUACAGUUUAAUCUCAGACCAAACAAAAUGAUACAAAUAGCAAUUGAAUAAAGAAACUAAGUCAGUGUGGAACUUAUUAUUAACGGUUUGCUCAGAUCCUAAUGGGACUCUAAAUGAGUAUUGUUUUGUUUUUUUUGUUUUUUUUAAAGCUGGCAUUCUUGGAGGGUAAAUCUGAUAAACUAUAGAAAAACCUUAUAGACAGUGCUAGUUUUAACUGUAAAACAUACACAUGGACUGUACUAUGAGUGAUAAAGAUUUUGGACAAUAUAUUGUGUCAAUAGAAAUACGCCAUUUAAAAUUUAAAAAAAAAAACUCAAUUCCCUAAGCAUUUAAGUUCUUAAAGCUAUUCCUUGGUUUGAUUUUCAGACUUUAGUGUUUUCAUGACAAAAUAUAUACAGGGUACAAAAACUUAUGACUGGCAGUGUAUAUUUCUUUGUUUAAACGCAGAGAUUUUAAAUGCCCAGAUUGUCCGCUCAUACCUCCAUUUGCUGAUCUUUAGUAUUUCAUUUACUAAAGAUCAGCAUAUGGAGAUCAUUUUAGUCACAAAUCUGAUGCUCUUGUUCAUUCAUUCUUGCCUGCUUCAUUCUGUUCAUUCGAUCUUGCCUGCUGUUUUUCCGCACAAAGAAACUACACCUCGGAAGGGAAUGUAUCUUAAAAUUCACUGGAUAAAUAUGUUACAACUUGCAAGACAAUCUUUCAGCUUAUCUAACACUAACCUAACCCACCGUAUACAUGUAGAUCUGAUCAUUCUGUAUAGUAUAGUUCAUUAAGAGCAUGCAUUCAUACUUCACCUUCUCCAGGGGUUUUUUCAAGUUUGCUUCAUGCCCCACAUGUAUAGAACAAGCCUGCCAGGAUCAUCAAAGAUGGCUCAGUACAAACUGCUCGUGUAUAUAUGUUAAACUGUUACCGUUAAAGGAAUAUUGCACCCAGAAAUGCUGUAUUGCUUAAAAUGAUUCAAAAUUUCACUUUUUAGCUAAGCAUCCUCCAUUAGCUUUUAAAUCGUUAUCAUGUUAAGCGAUUCUUUUUAGCAUUCAUGAGUAAAAAUAUUCCUUUCAUAUUUUUUAGCACAUGUAUUUAUGCAUAUACGCAUAUCCAAAAAAAAUUUUAAAUGCAAAUAAUUCUAAACUUCUUCCUACACAUGUACUAUAUCAUUAUUUAUCUCUAGCACUAAAGUUGUUUGGGACCAUGCAAAUCUACUGCUAGUUCUUAUGAAAUGAUGUUUGUGGUUUGAAAAGCAAAAAAAAAAAAAAAAAAAAAAAAAAAAUGCAAGAAUGCAAGUGACACUUGAAGCACAGCAAAAUCUGUUCUUCCUAUUCGAUGGCGUCUACUAAAUACCACAAAGUGAUGUCUUUUGCGACACAAAAUGCAUUUGAAAUUCUAGGUUUUUGUUUUGGUUAUCUGUGUUUUUCCACACAGAUAACUUCUGUAUGCAAUACGAAGACAAGCAGAGAUAGAGGAAUACUUAGACUAUAUAUUAACGAGAUGGAAAUCUAUACAAUUGCACUGUUUUCUUUUUUAAGAGUCUGCUUUACAAUGCAAGAAAUGCACUUUGUAUAUCUGUGUGUAUAUCCUCUUCUGAUAGUUUUUACAGUGUAUGACAGAAAAGGCAUCCACUAAUAUAAUCACUUGAACACAAACUCACAUAAAAAGCUACUACCCUAGACCCUGCACUGUAUGGAUUCUCUGCUCUGAAAGUUAAAAAUAAAUAAAAUAAAGAUGAA
Ictalurus punctatus (channel catfish) is the source of this 11430-nucleotide messenger RNA. It is a transcript of the gene cacnb3b, whose product is annotated as calcium channel, voltage-dependent, beta 3b. Gene Ontology annotation, molecular function: high voltage-gated calcium channel activity; protein binding. The transcript has 14 exons. The record is from RefSeq and is a predicted model, not a curated record. The coding region runs from base 1 to 1173 and encodes 390 amino acids. Gene Ontology annotation, cellular component: voltage-gated calcium channel complex. NCBI's taxonomy places the organism in Eukaryota, Metazoa, Chordata, Actinopteri, Siluriformes, Ictaluridae. Gene Ontology annotation, biological process: calcium ion transmembrane transport; neuromuscular junction development; regulation of voltage-gated calcium channel activity.